Messenger RNA from Strongylus vulgaris, 665 nucleotides. Lineage: Eukaryota; Metazoa; Nematoda; Chromadorea; Rhabditida; Strongylidae. The record is from the annotation of a GenBank genome assembly.
AUGUACGCCCACGAUAUCAUGACGAAAGCUAUAGACGACAUGACGACAGACCAUCGUCUCCAGCUCGAUCUAACUUUUUUUUUCCAGAAUGCUGCUGUGCUCCGUGAAGAGCUUCGCUCCGUUUACGAUCCAUCUCAGGAUUACAGAACUGGCGGCUACGGUGCUAGCGACGCGCGCAACUACUACUCGUCAAACGCUAGUCCAAGUUAUUCGAAGAAACUUGAUGAGAAUCAAUCAUGGGCAAGUGAACCGCGACGUUUUGAGGUGUAUAAAACUAGGGCAGAAAGAGAAGUGGAGAGGAAUACACAUACACCGAGCGGAGCUUCAUCCUAUCGCCCAGCAUCAAACUACAGCGAUCGCCCAUUGAACAAUUAUGCCGUAAGAAAGGUAAAGGAACCUGAACAAGUUUGCCGUGUUACCUAUUUAAACCUUGAACCCUCAAAAGCACGGGGCAAGUACCUUCCUUACUUAUGCAACUUUUACUAUCCAGAAGACUCGUACAAGAUGGAUCAGUAUCGAAGUGACCCUUAUAGAAGAUUCGAGCACUAUUCGUACAAACGAACUCCUUAUGACUUUGAGAAAGGCUCUACACCAGGAACUGACAGCUAUACUUCUUCAGCAACUUCGCAUGCUCUAGACAAUCCUCUAGUUAUGAACAGGUAAAU